This is a messenger RNA of Symbiodinium necroappetens, 1172 nucleotides long. NCBI's taxonomy places the organism in Eukaryota, Dinophyceae, Suessiales, Symbiodiniaceae. The record is from the annotation of a GenBank genome assembly.
AUGCUGCUGCAGGCGGCUCAGAAACGUGCACGUGUGAGCUGCUCUCCUUUGCUGUCGGUUGCAGGGCUUCAGAAGGCUUUCACGGCCAGCUUGGAAAGCGUUCAGCACGACUUGCCUGUGUUCUUGCAGAGCUACGAGAAGUCAACGUUCAAGACAAGCGCGACUGCUGUACUCCCAGAGUGGAAGCAGCACGAAGCUUUCUGGGCAGGGCUUCUGGAAGUUUUGCCAGAUGCCAUGCUGCCAACAGUUAAAGCGAGGGCUGCGCUAGAAGCUUGUCACGCCCAGCAAGCACUUGCUUCCGACAAGUACUUGGCCACCACUCCUCUGACAGUGCUUUUGGACCGGACCAUGUCCUGUUGCCGUGUGCAGUUGUCCAAGUUUCGAGAGCUUGCGACGGACGGGACUCUCUACGCAAGCGUCUCCCGACGAUGUACCGUAGACGAACUUGCGACACUCAACCGUCUCUUAGCUCUGACAACUCGAAACUUGAGCAACACAGGCAAGCAGACUGCCACGCAGCAGGCGCCGAGAGCUGAGUGCCAAGCUUUGCCAGACCUUGUGGUUGAACCGGAGGAGGCACUUCCAGCUGUCCAGUCCCUGGUGCUUUUCGAGCCGCAAGCUACACGGCAGAGCUUGUCCUCUUCUUCCUCUGCUAGCGGGAGAUUCAAGAGAUUCGUCUGUGUUGAUGAACUCUUUGGAGGAUGUGAGGCGCGUCAGGAGACCAGCAAGGAGGCGGAGACUGGAAUGAAGUCUUUCGUUUCAGGAAAAGACCGGCAAGCUCUCGAGUCCGCCUUGCUAGUUGUGCCUGCCUCUUCUUCGGAGAAGAAGCUCUUGAAAAAACAGAAAAAAGCUAGAGGAAAAGAACUGGCGAAACUUGCUGCAGCUCCAGCGAAGACAGCAGCAAAGGCUCAGGCCAAGACUGCCGCCAAAGCCCAGGCGAAGGCAAAAGCAGGGAAGAGUCCCUCCACUGCGCCGAAGUCCGACAAGAACAAAGCCGAAGCGACGCGGAAAACGUUGAAGACAAAGCAGGAGGAGCAACGUUUGAGGAAGAACUUUGCCUCUCGCCGCUACCACGAGGCGAAGAGGACUGCGAUUGCUAAGGGAAAGUCAGAGGCGCAGGGCUACAUCGCGGCCCGCGUGGCCCACCGAAAGGCUUUGCAGGAGUGGGACAG